AUAAAUAAACUUACAGGGAAACAUGAGGUUUCGUCUUCAGGACAAGACAAGACAAAUGAAUAUAACCCCAUCUUUGUUGGUCAUGUUAGUGACAGUCAUUACAUUAGUCUACGACCAAAGAAUUGGCAACAAACCCUGCUGAAUGGUUUGCAGAAUGGAGAAAUAAUGAGAAAGACAGCACUUAGAGAUAAAUCUAUGAUACAGUUUCCCGUGCAGCGCUUUAAUAUUAUAUUGCGAUACAUGAUCAAGAAUAACCUUAUACAAUCUCAUUUAUCACCUGUUGCUGACAGCUUGUCACAGCUUCUCAUUGAGGAGAAUGGAUAUCACACUGAGAAUUUUGGAUCAUUCAUUUGCAAAAUGGUCCCGUAUAAAAGCAAACAGACAGGUUAUGCUAAGAAUCCAGAUCAUGAAAAAGAAAAUGAAAAAGAUACUCUAAAAGCCAGCCUGACAAUUUUCGAAAUUCCUCAUGACACCGAUAUAGUGACACAAAUGACCAAUUCUAAAUCGGUCGAUUUGUUGUUUGCUAGAACAGAACAAAUGACUGCUGGUCAUCUCAAACUAUCUCCGUGUGAACCGAAGUUAUGGCGCGGACAAACAGUAUCUUCCAUUGGGGGACGCAUAUUUUUACAAACGAAUGAUACAUGCCAUGACUCCGAUAGCACACUGUUUCCACCGGGAUUGUUCCAACUGAACAUCGACAUGCAUUUUGUGUUAGCUUCCGAUGUUCCCUAG
Messenger RNA from Ruditapes philippinarum (Manila clam), 732 nucleotides. RefSeq lists its product as uncharacterized. NCBI's taxonomy places the organism in Eukaryota, Metazoa, Mollusca, Bivalvia, Venerida, Veneridae. The transcript has 2 exons. Bases 166 to 732 code for a protein of 188 amino acids. The record is from RefSeq and is a predicted model, not a curated record.